AAUAAUUAAUGAUGCUUUUGUUUAGAAAAUAUAAAAAAUUAAUUCAUUUUCUUAAAAUGUGCACAAUUUUAAAAUGACAGAUAUUAAAAAACGGAGAAAGUAUAUAAAUAUCUAAUCUUAAGAAUAUGCCAAAAAACUUCAGUUGUAAUAUUCCAAAAAUUCAUUAGAUAUUGACUUUGAACAAUCUCUUCAAUGCGUUUGAAUCUGAAGUAACGGGUUAAAGAAGAGGAUAUGCUGGACGUUUCUGUGGGUAUUUAUCUACUAUGCUAGAAUCAUACCGUACUUGUAUUGCCUUUGUCAUAAGAGAGGGAUAGAGAAAGACAGAGAGAGAUGUAAUGAACUUGAUAAGUGUGUUUUAAGGGGCUGAGUUGUACCAACAAGAAAAUCACCAGUCCAACAUUCAGACCCAUACAAAAUGGUGUGGGUUCAUAUGUCUCACCGUGUAGUAUGUUUCCUUUUGAACACCUGUUUCCUUUCAACUCUUGUCACCGUUUUUAUCAGAGUUAUAUGAUGAUAUUUUUGUUAUUAGCAUUUAAUAUUGUACUCCACUAUUUUUUUUAUCGGCUAUAGCCAGUGCCGGAAAAAACAUUUACUGCUACAGAAUAGAUUAUUCCGAAAGUGCAUCUGCCUAAUCUGAGUUUGUAAUACUUUUUAACUAGUGCUAAAGAUAGACUGAUCAUGACCAAAUCUCAAAUCCAUACUGACCAAAUAUUGAUAAAUUAGUUCCUACAGAAAGUUAAACUCAUGACUAAUACUAAACUACCACCACUUGGUUACACCAGAGUUUUAAAACAGCUUAGUUUUACUCAGACGUCGUAGCUGGUAACGAAACUCGUGAGUAUUUUCAUCUUAUUGAUAUACAUGUUAGUAGAUCUUAUUACAAAGACUAGCGAUCUCGUGAUGAACUUUGUUAUUUACUGACAUUUUUAACAAUAUAUUUGUUUUGGACUAACGGCCACUGAAGCAUAUGGUAAAAAUAUUUCAACUGCAGUUACGUAAAAGAUUGUGAUGGAAACUAUGUGGCUAGCUAGUGAAAAGAACAUUUGUAGUGGAUUUUGUCUGGUUGUUAUAUUUGCAUCUGUUAUUAUAACAAUAUGGACAAUAAAGAUCGAUGUGAAUAUCUAGGAAACUCCAUUGAAGGAGCAACAGCAUAUGUGGAACCCAUAUCCCCUCUCUAUAGUGGAGACAGUGGAUUCAUUGCACUGUCUCCACUCUGUGACCAUUACAAUGACCAGAUGAGGAUUGAUUCUCUCACUACUUGUUUCGAUGAAGAAAUCAUUGAGUCUUUGUAUCAAAACCUCUUUAGUAGUGCUCUAUGUCUUCAAAUAGAAGAGCCUGGUGAUGGUUCCGACAUACCACUCUCUGCGCAUUGCCCUGGAGCACCCAUGCAGCUUUCCAGGCCAUCGAGAAACAUUGAUCUAGGAUUUCAAAGAAAGCUCUCCUGACAUUACUACUUAGAU
Messenger RNA from Brassica rapa (field mustard), 1460 nucleotides. RefSeq names its product cyclin-dependent protein kinase inhibitor SMR16. Lineage: Eukaryota; Viridiplantae; Streptophyta; Magnoliopsida; Brassicales; Brassicaceae. The record is from RefSeq and is a predicted model, not a curated record.